This is a messenger RNA of Fusarium redolens, 798 nucleotides long. Its product is annotated as RmlC-like cupin domain-containing protein. NCBI's taxonomy places the organism in Eukaryota, Fungi, Ascomycota, Sordariomycetes, Hypocreales, Nectriaceae. Bases 411 to 764 code for a protein of 117 amino acids. The transcript has a single exon. The record is from RefSeq and is a predicted model, not a curated record.
CUCACAUAGAAACAAGUUACGUAUCUAUCAUUUCACAAACCGGAAAUCGCUUCUCCAAACGGACGCUCCACGCCCCGCGACCUCCGCAUCCCGAAAACCCCACCAUCUUCAACCUCCGGACAACUUGACCCAAAUAGGAAAAACCAUGCUAUCGCCAUCUUAUCAUUCCCCGCAAACACGCCGGUAACAUUGCUCCAAAGAGGGAAUGAAUGUUGGUGAUGGUUAACCUCGCCGCUUAUGUGUGACAUUGGUAUUUCUUUGAAGGGAAUGAGGCUUGAGAGAUGGGUAUAUGAAAGGGUCAUUUCCUCGAACUGUUCAUAUCUAGCAUCAAACUCUCCACUUCUGGAUCAAACAAUCCAAUAUCUUCACCUAAACAAACCCUUAAAAGUCAAACCCCAAAGACUAUCAAAAUGGCCUCCUUCAAGCACUUCGCCCAAGCCCAAUCCAAAUUCGAGAUCCCCCCUCUCUCAGGCGGAAACACCUUCAUCGGCGACAUCCACUCCACGCCCGAAGGCGCCGAGAAGCCCUUGGCCAUGGGUCUUUUCCGCGUCAACAAGGGCGAGCCUCUUACAUACACAUACAAAUACGACGAGUGCAAGAUCAUCCUCGAGGGAAACUUUGUCAUUGAGGACUCGACGGGUCAAAAGGUUGAGGCCAAGGCUGGGGAUGUGUUUUAUAUCCCCAAUGGCGCUACGCUUACUUUCUCUUCGCCGGAUACAGGGUUGGCGUUUUAUACUGGUGCGAGAAAGAUGAAUGAUCUAUAGAUGGGAUGGGCUGGAUGGAUAGCGGGAUCUGAUA